AUGCGGAAGGAAAGAAUGAAAAAUCUAUCAACUACUGGAAUUAUUGCAGGGAAAAGAGAUCGCGGUCAACAAGAAAUAACAUUCGUGAAGUCUUUGUGCCACUUGUUGAAUAUCACCACAUUUCAACUGCUGCAAAAUGUAAAAUAUCGGGGAAAUUGUUACGCGAUAGUUUCUGGUUUCUUGACAGAACUCGUUUCGCAAUUGAAAUUGCACUUUGGCAAUCUCGAACCAAUCUGUUACUGCCGUUUUCAUGAAAAAAAGCAUCAUCUAGUCUACAUCAUGAUUCCAUGUCUCAAUCUCAAAACUUGGAUUGCCUAUCUAUUAUGA
Molecule: messenger RNA, 327 nt
Organism: Helobdella robusta
Lineage: Eukaryota; Metazoa; Annelida; Clitellata; Rhynchobdellida; Glossiphoniidae
Exons: 3
Coding region: 1-327 (108 amino acids)
Source: RefSeq, a predicted model, not a curated record